Messenger RNA from Apaloderma vittatum (bar-tailed trogon), 1266 nucleotides. Its product is annotated as NADPH oxidase activator 1-like. The record is from RefSeq and is a predicted model, not a curated record. Gene Ontology annotation, molecular function: superoxide-generating NADPH oxidase activator activity; protein binding. Gene Ontology annotation, biological process: superoxide anion generation. NCBI's taxonomy places the organism in Eukaryota, Metazoa, Chordata, Aves, Trogoniformes, Trogonidae.
GUGCUGUACAGCACUGCAGCAGCGCAGUGCCGGCUCCAGCGGUGGCAGGAGGCCAGAGUCACCCUGGAUAAGGCCGUUGUGUGGAGACCCGAGGGAAGAACAGCAAUCCUGGACCUGGCCCUCGAGCGGGUGCAGGACCGUCUGUUUUUAGAGCCCUUGCAGGUUCCUCUUGGGGAAUUUUUCAGACCACGAAAGAAGGAAGUUGAACAGCUGGACUCAAAAGAUUUCCUGGGUAAACCCAAGGUGAUCUCGUCCAUCAUCCCCAAUGAUGAGUACAUCGGCUUCGAGCCUCUCAGGCCUCAGAAACAAGGCUUUUAUGAACCCAGUGCGGAUGCUCUGCGAGACAGACUUGAUGGCUACUGUCGAGUUUUGUCCCGUUAUUACCCUGAGGACACGGAGAAGUUGUCAGUGAACGCUGGCAGUUUGGUCUUUGUCCUGACAAGAGGAGCAGACGGCUGGGCUACGGCCAUACACGAUGGACAGAAGCUACGAAUACCGAGCUCUCUCCUGGAGCCUGCCUCAGAGGUGGAUAAAUGGAAGAUCAGCAAUGGGAUUCCCCUCCCACCUGCCCAGGAGCCUCCCAGCCGACUCCAUGUGAAGCAGAAGCCAGGAUCUCCUGGGGGAGAAGAUGCCUCUGCAAACGAUGCUGAUGCCCAAGUGGACUUCACGAUCUCGCCAACCCCCGGAGAAGCUUCAUCCAGCCCAGACAGACCCGUUGUGCUGCAAGCGCGCUGCGAGUGCACCGUGGUGGUGAGGGCGGGCGAGGUGCCGUCGCUGCCGGACCUGCGGGCUCUGCUGAGGAAGAGGUUUGCUCAGCAGGCAGAGCAAGGGAAGCUGAGCUACAGGCAUUCGGAUGGCAAGGAGCUGGGUGCAGUUUUGGGAGACGAGGAUCUAGGGAAGAUGUGGCAGCAGCUGACAGAUGGCGGGCUGACGCUCUGCUGCCAGGACUCGGACUUCCACUCAGGCAGACCUGUUCUCUACAGAAUGCUGGCUCAGCACUCUUACCCUGCGCAGGGACCGGGCGACCUGGAGUUCAGCAAGGGAGAUGUGCUGGAUAUUCUCUCUGAAGGUAACAAUCCCGUCCUGUGCAGGCUUGUACUGAGGCAGGCUUUUGGAGUGUGCUGCAGGGAGGGACUGGGAAAUAGAUGGUCUUCCAGUGCUGCCUCAGUGAACAAGGACUGGCUCGAAGGCUGCUGCAAUGGCAAGACUGGCAUCUUCCCCAAAUGCUUUGCAACUCAGACCGGUUGUGGUGCUGCCUCCCUGUAG